Molecule: messenger RNA, 815 nt
Organism: Drosophila innubila
Lineage: Eukaryota; Metazoa; Arthropoda; Insecta; Diptera; Drosophilidae
Product: SH3-containing GRB2-like protein 3-interacting protein 1
Exons: 1
Source: RefSeq, a predicted model, not a curated record
AUUCUAGGAAUACUUCUUGGCCUUGUUUGCCUUACUCAGGCGCAUAUUCCUGGACUGCGUCGAGUUCAAAACAUGGCUCGCAGCACAAACUCAGAUGUAGACGAGGCAGCUACUCCCCAAUUGGUAAUUUAUACUCCUGGUGAGCAGGUCAAGACAAAUAAUGAGAAUGAGGCGAGUAUCCAUGAGCCACAGAUAGUUGAAUCGGAGCCCGAUAAGGAUGGCAGAAAGGUGCCCGAUUAUUUGUACUCGAAUACGAUUCCCAUGUUGAAUGAACAAAACAUCAAAUAUCAGUUACCUCAGUUAACUGCCCUGCCUGUGGCCUAUGGCCCACAGAUCAUUUCCAGCUCAAACAGAAUUUCCAACAAUAACAAUGUUGGGUCAAAUAACUUGCCAUAUGUGGUAGUGCCACGCGUCCAACUCGGCUUUAAUGUUCAGGGUCAAACGGGCAUUAACUGGCCGGGCUUCAAUCUGUUGCCCGAGAAUUCAAUUUCACAGAAGGAGGAUUCGCAAACUACUUACAUACCGAUACCAGUGCCAGGUCCACCCGGACCACCCGGACCACCAGGACCACCAGGACCCCCCGGACCACGGGGAUAUACCGGAGCAACUGGACCACGUGGUAGAGAUGGUCCACGCGGCCCAUCCGGUAUUACAACAACGGGCAUUACAAACACAGCGCAGAGUCCCCAGACAAUUUGGUAUGCCCAAAGCAACGGCAACAGCAACAGCAACAGCAACAAUAAGCCACAAUAUGAACAUUUUUCGAAUGGUUAUCACAACUGAGAACAUUAAAAAUUAACAGAAAUUUAAUCACA